UUGAUUGCAAACACGGAAAUCCAGACGGAAAAGAAGCCAACAGAAUUCUGCUUGUUAAGACAAAAUUUAAAAAAGACAAAAAAAGCAGACAUUACACUUCAAAUAUCUAGAAUAUUUAUUUAUUUUUUUGUCCUUUUUAUGGAUUUGCUGCAGCUUUUAUCAUGGGCGUGCAUCGUGUUCACACUGGGGAUGUUCUCGACUGGAUUAGUCGACCUAAACAAGAUGCAAACAUCCAAGAGCACAGACAACAUCCAAUUUCUGCCUUUCCUCACCACAUGUGUCAAUAACCUCGGAUGGUUAUGCUAUGGGAUGCUGAAGAGAGACCGUACACUUAUUGUGGUCAAUCUCAUUGGCGCUUUACUGCAGGCCCUCUACAUCAUCGUAUACUUGAAGUACACAAAACAAAAGAGAAAGGUACUGUUACGAAUAGUUGCAGUCGGAGUGGUGGCGACCAGCGCUGGGUUGUACUUCACGUUGUUUCUCCCUCCGGGCGACGUGCAACUCAACCAGCUCGGCCUCGUCUGUAGCGUGGCCACUGUCAGCGUGUACCUGUCACCGCUUGCCGACCUGGUGGCCAUAGUGCGUAGUGGUAACGUGGCGCGCUUGUCCUUCCCUUUGACAGUGGCCACGUUCUUCACCUCCACUUCCUGGUUCUUCUACGGCUUCCAGUUGAACGAUAAUUAUAUCAUGCUCCCUAACCUUCCUGGAAUCUUCACAAGCGUCAUCAGAUUUUACUUGUUUUGGAGAUAUGCCUCCGUCAGCCCUUCCUAUAAGUCCAUGCUGAUAUGACCACAUCAUACACAGUAAUGUGCAUGUGACACUAAGAGUAAGCAAUAAUGUCGACAUGUCAUAAAGUUACAUGAAAAACAUUUAUUUUCCAAGGAUGUAUUCAAGAAUACAUAGGAAAGAAAAAAUCUUCAGGAGUGGUUUUUUAAAAAUGUUUAAAAAAUUUUUUAUAAAUAAAACUUCCCUUCAAGUGCCUUCUUUUGGGUACGAGGGAGUACUAGGGACACACUGAAAAGAAAGUUUCACAGUAAACAUGAGAAAAGGAAAAACCUGUUACGGGAAUAAUGUCACAAUGUUACGAGAACCUUGAGAAAAAGAUGGAAUCUCACAAGAUGUCAUAUUACCAGUAGAAAAAAAUAGCCAUAGUCUUAUGAAAAUAAGGUGUACAUUUUAACAAAUGAAUGCCAAUUCUCACGCAAAUUUCAUACUUAAUGUAAAAUUAUGACUUUCUUCCAGUUUCUGUAAAGUUAAAAUAAAUAGCAGUAUAGCUUGUCAAUUUGACACACCACUAAGAAGAGUGUUGUUAACAACCCUGUCAUAUUUAAAUGAUUUACAAAAUUGUCAGGUAUAUAAAAUGUCUUGUGACACUUCAAAAUCUUGAAGAAUCAGGCCAUUCGUUCAGCGUCUCCACUGAAUGUUUGAGCUGCGAAAAUAUAUCUACUUAAAGCCUGUGGUGGCUGGAAUACAUCCCAGCGAGUCGUUGAAGGGCUUUCUGCACCCUGACGAGAGGCUAGCCAUCAGCUAGCUCGGGAGCUAACGGGCUACCGGAGCCUCCUCGGAGCUGACACUUCAGUGAAAGUCAGCCGUUUAUUAACACAGCGGCACACGUUAGCCUGUGGCUCACACAAAAUGACAGACGUUUGAGCACAUACUUCCUGCUAGUUACAUACUGUGUCUACCCACAAUGCUUUGCGUAACACAAAAUACAAAACACAUGGGAAUUUAAAUAACGACACCAAGCUUUUCUGUGCAACCCCAAUUCCAAUGAAGUUGGGACGUUGUGUUAAGCAUAAAUACAAGCAGAAUACAAUGAUUUGCAAAUAAUGUUCAACCUAUAUUUAAUUGAAUACACUACAAAGACAAGAUAUUUAAUGUUCAAACUGAUAAACCUUUUUGUUUUUAGCAAAUAAUCAUUCACUUAGAAUUUUAUGGCUGUAACACGUUCCAAAAAAGCUGGGACAGGUGGAAAAAGAGACUGAGAAAGUUGAGGAAUGCUCAUCAAACACCUGUUUGGAACAUCACACAGGUGAACAGGCUAAUUGGGAACAGGUGGGUGCCAUGAUUGGGUAUAAAAGGAGCUUCCAUGAAUUGCUCAGUCAUUCACAAGCAAAGAUGGGGCGAGGUUCUCUUUUUAUUUAUGUUUAACACAACAUCCCAACGAGCAGCACGGUGGGCGACUGCUUAGAGCGUCAGCCUCACAGUUCUGCGGGCCGGGGUUCAAUCCUGUGUGGAGUUUGCAUGUUCUUCCCGUACCUGCGUGGGUUUUCUCCGGGCACUCCGGUUUCCUCGAACAUCCCAAAAACAUGCAGUAAUUGGAGACUCUAAAUUGUCCGUAGGUGUGACUGUGAAUGCGAAUUGUUGUUUGUUUGUUUGUGCCCUGCGAUUGGCUGGCAACCAGUUCAGGGUGUACCCCGCCUCCUGCCCGAUGAUAGCUGGGAUAGGCUCCAGCACCCCCUGCGACCCUCGUGAGGAUAAGCGGUUCAGAAAAUGGAUGGAUGGAUGGAUAUUUUUCAGCAAUAUCUGAAUUUGCACAUUCAUAUUUUAUUUAGUUAUUUUUAUUUUAUUUGACGUUCAUGCUCUGAUUUACUCAGUACGUGAGUAGUUUUUUUUCACUCAGUACUUUCUUACUCUUAGCAAGAGUUUUGUUUGGAGGGCUACUUUUUACUUUUACUUGAGUCAUAUUAUUCUAAAGUAACAGUACUCUUACUUACAGGGAGAAAAUGGAAAAUGUUGUUUGCUUCACUUUGGCCUCCAACUGUAACAACUGUAACACCAAUUCACAUAAGAGAACUACAGGGUUGCCACUCACCGCAGUACAUAAUAAUAGAAUAUCAUUUUUAAAAAUUACAGGAGGAGGGAAUGCUUUGCAAUAAUGUAUUGUAGCAAACCUGCAGUUGUGUUAUGUAGAUUCUUGCAAGUUUCAUCAGAUCCAACUGUCUGUGAGACCAUGAAAGUGUCUGUGAUUUGUGAUUGGAUGAGUGAGUCGGGUGUGUGGCCAGUGGAAGGAGGAAGACAAAUGUGAGCAUGUAUCUGCAGGACGGCGCAUGACAGUUUAGAGAACUUCAAGUUGAAUGUUAUAUUUGAUGACAUUAACGGUACAUUUUUACAAUAAUAACAUCCCAACUUCAUUGGAAUUGGGGUUGUAAAUUGUGGCGUCCAUGCAAGAUGCCCUUUCAGGGUGUAGCCAUAGUUAGCUUGCUAACUGCACGCUGUAGCAGUGGAAAUUAUAUACAAGGUACAUUUCAAUAAAUUAGAAUUGUGUCAAAAGCUUAAUUUGGUAAGGUAGUUCAAUUCAUUCAUUCACAAUCAAUAAACUGUGAAAAUAAUUUUUAAUUUAGAAAUUCUCUAAAAAAGCAUUUUCCCAAGUGUUGAAUGAAUGUAUAUGCAUGAGGACUGAAAUAUAUAUAUAUUUUGUUUUCUUUUUUUUUUUUUAAUC
Messenger RNA from Phycodurus eques (leafy seadragon), 3442 nucleotides. It is a transcript of the gene slc50a1, whose product is annotated as solute carrier family 50 member 1. Lineage: Eukaryota; Metazoa; Chordata; Actinopteri; Syngnathiformes; Syngnathidae. The transcript is spliced from 6 exons. Bases 139 to 789 code for a protein of 216 amino acids. Gene Ontology annotation, biological process: carbohydrate transport. Gene Ontology annotation, cellular component: membrane. Gene Ontology annotation, molecular function: sugar transmembrane transporter activity. The record is from RefSeq and is a predicted model, not a curated record.